GGUUCCUGGACUUGCCGCAGCCCCCUGCCCUGUGGAGCGUCUCCUCUGGAGGCCAGGGUGAGCGGCGGGGAUGGCCACGGAGAUCAGCGCUCCGGGCCCGCAACGCGCCAUCGGCAACGAGGAGUACAGCCUGUACAGCAGCCUGAGCGAGGAGGAGCUGGUCCAGAUGGCCAUCGAGCAGAGUCUGGCGGACAAGACCCGGGGCCCGGCCACUGCAGAGGCCACGGUGUCCUCGCGUGCCAACCACCAGCCUGCCCACUUCUACCCAUGGACCAGGUCCUCAGCGCUGCCCGAGAACCCCCCGGCCCGGCCCCCCAUGGGCUUGUUCCAAGGGGUCAUGCAGAAAUACAACAGCCUCAAGACCUCCCAGCUGGAGGCCGUGGACCCCGUGCUGAAGGCCAUCAAGGAGGGUGACAAGGAGGGCCUGGAGGCCAUGAUCAAGGACGGGAAGAACCUGGCGGAGCCCAACGGGGAGGGCUGGCUGCCCCUGCACGAGGCCGCCUACUACGGCCAGCUGGGCUGCCUGCAGGUCCUGCAGCGAGCGUACCCGGGGGUCCUGGACCAGCGCACCCUGCAGGAGGAAACGGCCCUGUACCUGGCCACAUGCAGGUCACACUUGGACUGCGUCCUCUCGCUGCUCCAGGCCGGGGCCGAGCCUGACAUUUCCAACAAGUCCCGAGAGACUCCGCUCUACAAAGCCUGCGAGCGCAAGAACGCGGAGGCCGUGCGGAUCCUGGUGCAGCACAGGGCAGACACCAAUCACCGCUGCAACCGGGGCUGGACGGCGCUGCACGAGUCGGUGUCCCGCAACGACCUGGAGGUCAUGGAGAUCCUGGUGGGCGGCGGCGCCAAGGUGGAGGCCAAGAACACCUACGGCAUCACCCCCUUGUUCGUGGCCGCGCAGAGUGGGCAGCUGGAGGCCCUGAGGUUCCUGGCCAAGCACGGCGCUGACAUCAACACGCAGGCCAGCGACAACGCCUCCGCCCUGUACGAGGCCUGCAAGAACGAGCACGAGGACGUGGUGGCCUUCCUGCUGUCCCAGGGCGCCGACGCCAACAAGGCCAACAAGGACGGCUUGCUGCCCCUGCACAUCGCCUCCAGGAAGGGCAACUACAGAAUCGUGCAAAUGCUGCUGCCAGUGACGAGUCGCACGCGCGUGCGCCGGAGCGGCAUCAGUCCCCUGCACCUGGCGGCAGAGCGCAACAACGACGCGGUGCUGGAGGCUUUGCUGGACGCGCGCUUCGACGUGAACACGCCGCUGGCGCCCGAGCGCGCGCGCCUCUACGAGGACCGCCGCACCUCCGCGCUCUACUUCGCCGUGGUCAACAAUAACGUGUAUGCCACCGAGCUGCUGCUGCUGGCCGGCGCCGACCCCAACCGCGACAUCAUCAACCCACUGCUGGUGGCCAUCCGCCACGGCUGCCUGCGCACCAUGCAGCUGCUGCUGGACCACGGCGCCAACAUCGACGCCUACAUCACCACGCACCCCACCGCCUUCCCCGCCACCAUCAUGUUCUCCAUGAAGUGCCUGUCCCUGCUCAAGUUCCUCAUGGACCUCGGCUGCAACGGCGAGCCCUGCUUCUCCUGCCUGUACGGCAACGGCCCGCACCCGCCCGCCCCGCAGCGCUCCGGCAGGUUCUACGAGGCGCCCAUGGACAAGGAGCCCAGCGUGGUCCAGUUCUGCGAGGUCCUAUCGGCGCCAGAGGUGAGCCGCUGGGCGGGGCCCAUCAUCGAUGUCCUCCUGGACUACGUGGGCAACGUGCAGCUCUGCUCCCGGCUGAAGGAGCACAUCGACAGCUUUGAGGACUGGGCCAUCAUCAAGGAGAAGGCAGAACCUCCGAGACCCCUGGCUCACCUUUGCCGGCUGCAGGUUCGAAAGGCCAUCGGCAAGUAUCGCAUCAAACUCCUGGACACGCUGCCCCUCCCAGGGAGACUGAUCAGAUACCUGAAAUACGAGGACACCCAGUAAGGGCCUGGGAAGCCCAGUGGCCCCUCGCACCUGUUCUCCAAGUCUCAGGACGGUGGUGUCCCCACAUCCAGGAGCAUCUGGGGCAGGACAAGGCUGCAGGCUGCCUCCCUCUCGGCUGGGACAGCCACCUGUCUUGCUGGGUCUGUGCCCGAGCUUUGUCCAGAGCAGAGAGCACAGCACCCGGAGGCGGAGAAGAAUCAUCUAGACUGUGGACUAGAGCCCAGGCCUCCUCUGCCACUGGGAAUGAGGGGCAGGCGGGCUCCAUCCCGGAGCCUGGACAGAACUUGCGGGUCCGGGGAAGGUGGGGGCCAUAGCGACCCCUGGCCUCCACCCGAACUGUGCUGGAGGACUCCUGGGCACGGGCUCGCCUCUCUGGGAUGCGGGGACCUCGCUUCAGAGCAUUCCCCGUGCUCCCCCCACCACUUCGUGUAACCCCCCACUUGACCUCAACCUCUGAGCGGGGCCAGGACCAGGGAGGGGGCCCUCGGUCUGGAGGGCUUCACUGAGGACAAUAAAUGCUGCACACACGUCA
Ictidomys tridecemlineatus (thirteen-lined ground squirrel) is the source of this 2501-nucleotide messenger RNA. RefSeq names its product ankyrin repeat and SOCS box containing 2 (gene Asb2). The record is from RefSeq and is a predicted model, not a curated record. Lineage: Eukaryota; Metazoa; Chordata; Mammalia; Rodentia; Sciuridae. Gene Ontology annotation, molecular function: protein binding. Gene Ontology annotation, biological process: intracellular signal transduction.